CCAUAAGACUGAUUCCUAAAUAGGAACAUUUUUAAUACAAAGCAUCCACGCCUUGUCCAGAUAGAAACCGUCAGGACUGUAACUUGAGAUGUAGCUCUUGUGUGUAUUUAGCUGCUAAUCGCUCUGAGAGUGUUAGAAGCACACAGGCGAUUUAGAUACUUCGGCGCUAGGACCGCGCUGCAGUUUGCAAAGGGGCACUACUCUCAAUCAACGCUGAGGCUGGGAGGCUGCGUGCCGCACUUCAGCUCCUAUAAUAAUACGAAGGAGAAGAAAAGCGCUUCCUCAGGAGCGGAGCCGAUACGCACCGUGCCGUGCUGCAGCUCCGAGAGCUCAGCUCCUUAUGGACACUCAUCAUGCGCAGGAUUAGGGCCAACGCCAUCGCCAUCCUGACCGUCGCUUGGAUCCUGGGCACCUUUUAUUACCUGUGGCAGGACAACAAGCCGCGCACGGGUCCCUCUUCGGCGUCUCAGGCGCGCGCCGUGGGCGCCAGGAGCCGCGGGCCGAAACCCGCUGCCUCGGGGCGAGUGGACAUCCGGCGAGAGGACAGGACUCUUCCUCUUAUAGUGACACAUCCUCCACGGGCUGAGCAGCAGGCUCAGUUGUUCGGCAGCUUUGAUGAAAAAGACUAUUUAGCCAGUAAACAGCUGAAAGCAGGAGAGGAUCCAUACAAAGAGCAUGCUUUCAACCUGCAGGAGAGUGACAGGCUCGGAAGUGAAAGGGCCAUCAGAGACACACGACACUACAGGUGUGCCUCUGUGACAUUUGACCAUGACCUGCCCUCUACCAGCAUCAUUAUCACCUUCCACAACGAAGCUCGCUCCACCCUUUUGCGCACCAUUAAAAGUGUACUUAUGAGAAGUCCACCCCAUCUCAUACAAGAAAUUAUUCUCGUGGAUGACUUCAGCUCUGAUCCUGAGGACUGCCAGCUGCUUUCUCAGAUCCCCAAAGUGCGCUGCCUGAGAAAUGAACGGCGAGAGGGUUUGAUCAGGUCUCGGGUGAAGGGAGCCGGCGCUGCUUCAGCUUCUAUCCUCACCUUCCUGGACAGCCACUGUGAGGUGAACACAGACUGGCUCCAGCCAAUGAUCCAGAGAGUCAAAGAGGACCAUACUCGAGUUGUCAGCCCCAUCAUUGACGUGAUCAGCCUGGACAACUUUGCUUACCUGGCUGCCUCCGCUGACCUCAGAGGGGGGUUUGACUGGAGCUUACAUUUUAAAUGGGAGCAGAUUCCUAUUGAGCAGAAAAUGGCCCGAACUGAUCCAACUCAGCCAAUCAGGACUCCAGUGAUCGCAGGUGGGAUCUUUGUUAUGGACAAGAGUUGGUUCAAUCACCUGGGCCAAUACGACACUCACAUGGACAUCUGGGGCGGUGAAAACUUCGAGCUGUCAUUCCGGGUAUGGAUGUGUGGAGGCACUCUGGAAAUUUUACCCUGCAGUCGCGUCGGCCAUGUUUUCAGGAAACGACACCCUUACGACUUCCCAGAAGGCAACGCUCUCACAUAUAUCAAGAAUACACGGCGAGCUGCAGAAGUGUGGAUGGAUGACUAUAAGCAGUACUAUUAUGCUGCAAGACCUUCUGCUCAAGGAAAGUCCUUUGGAAGUAUUGCUGAGCGACUGGAUCUGAGACGGAGGCUGAACUGUAACUCUUUCCGCUGGUAUCUGGAGAAUGUGUAUCCUGAGCUCAAGAUUCCAGAGCAAAAGGGGACGUAUAGUCUGCUGAAACAGGGUGGACUCUGCCUUGAAAGCUACAACAGAGACAGUCUGGGUCUUGCAGAGUGCAAGAGCAGCUCAAGUAUACCUGCCUCACAGAAAUGGAUGCUGGUUGAGCCUCAAAUCCGCCAACAUGACUUGUGCUUGACUAUCACAGCAUAUUCCUCAGGGUCAAAGGUCAGGCUGGAGCCCUGUAGCCCUAAAGAGUCCAGACAGAGAUGGAAGCCCAGAGGUCCGGCACUGCAGCACUUGGUCAGCGGAUUGUGUUUGGACAGCCAGUCCCCAGCAGGCCCGCCAGUUAUUGCACAGUGCCGCCCUCAGAUGGCCAGCCAAUCCUGGGAGCCUCAGCUGGUCACCUGACAUUUUAGAUGACGGCGAGAAGAAGAGCGAGGAAAAAGGAGUUUAGGAGGGUUGCAGAAGCUGUCGUGCUUUAGGGCCAAGAAGAACAUGUCUGCACGCUGUUUUAUUUUUGUUGAGAUGUGCUGCUUUAAGACAAGUCCACCAUGUCCAUGUAAAAAAAAAAAAAAAACACUUUAGCACCUUUACAUACUUUACAUCCUUUUAUUCUUUUACCUCUGAUAUUCAGUUAUAGGCCAGAACUAGAAAACAAAUACUGCAGUCUCAUAUAGAGUUUUAUCUUUGCAGGCUUCAUCCGAUUCUUCAUAUUUGGUUCUGGUCAAGGUUUACAACAUUAUGAGAUUGUUCAGGGUUUACAGGAGAUGGUUGUAUUAAUUUUUAGGUUUAUUUUUCCUGUUGUGUUGCUUAAGGACUCCAAAGGGACAGAUUAAUUAUGUAUUUUUAUGCCUUUAAAUGCCUCUGAGAACAGCCCCCUUCUGUAUAUAAUAGCACUCCCACAUAUAGAUGAUUUCCUAAAGCUUAUUAUUAAAGUCUGUGUUUCUCUUAAAGCAGUAUUAUUAAAUGUUUAUCCAUUCAGAUCAGGAAAGUCGUAGAUAAAUGGAUAAAAAUACAAAGCAUCAAAUGUUUGUUUGGAUCUUUUUUUUUAGGCACCAGACAAGUUUACAUAUGACAUCUAUGCUUCUAGCAAUUUUGAAAGAAAAAGAAAACUUCACCAAGCUUUUCUGGUCCAGCAGGUUGUAUCAUUGAUGCAUUGUGAUCUUUGAUCUAUGGUCAGUGUAAACAGAUGUUUACAGGAUACCCGAACUGCUGAAAGUAACAAAGGAAAGAAACCGUUGCAGAGGUCAACCUUUAUCCAAGAGUGGACACACGAAUGUAGCAGAAUUUGAAAGUAAAGUAAGAAACAUCUGAGCAAACAACUUCAUUUAGUUUAAUGUUUGAUAACCUGCAAAUCCUAUUUCCAUGAUUUACGAUUCUGCAUGGUACUGUGAGGCACCGCAAACAGAUAUUUGUGAUGUCACAUCCAAAGACCCUGUUUUUGUUUACAUGUGUUUACCAGUUGUGUAAAUAUUUAAACCUAUAUUGUUUUGCAAUCAUGAGCAAAAUGAGCAUUCUUGUAAAUUAAAAAAUAAAGUCUUUAGCCCAGAAAAUAUUAAUAAAUUUUAUUCAUCCUGUA
Messenger RNA from Silurus meridionalis, 3237 nucleotides. It is a transcript of the gene galnt16, whose product is annotated as UDP-N-acetyl-alpha-D-galactosamine:polypeptide N-acetylgalactosaminyltransferase 16. Lineage: Eukaryota; Metazoa; Chordata; Actinopteri; Siluriformes; Siluridae. The coding region runs from base 354 to 2066 and encodes 570 amino acids. The record is from RefSeq and is a predicted model, not a curated record. Gene Ontology annotation, cellular component: Golgi apparatus. The transcript is spliced from 15 exons.